GAGGUUUUAGGCUAACAACUUACCCUGAUCCUCGUCCUCCACCUCCUAGUUGGAACGCUAAGCAUGGCAGCAUCGUUCACAUUGGUUUGAUCUCAAAUCAUAGCAAACACAUUAUUUUGUUUGCUUCGCUUUAUCCUCCAUCCAAGCAUCAAUCGAUGAGAGUCACCGCCAUAACCCCAAAGCAGCAAGCAAUCCUUGAAUUUGAUUUGAUGAUCCGAACCUGGUAUGUCGCCGGCGUUGCUAGACUCCAGAGCUCCUGCACACACCUUUUACGUCCUCAAUGAAGGUCACUCCCUGAAAAACCCUAAUUCUGAAGGUCAGUUCUCUGCCCCUUCUCUACCAUUCAUUCUUUCUGGUUUCUCUUCAAACAAUCAAUCCCACACCAUGAAUUCAUCAAAUUCAAAUAACGGGUCUUCUCGGUUUCCGAAUUCUAACCGAAUCCAUCCCAAUUUUGGCUUCAAUUCGCCCGGAUUGCCAUCCGGAAAACCCGCAGUUGGUUCAGCUUCGGGUCUGUCGAAGCCACGUCUGAACAAGAUGAGGAAACAAACGGCUCCUCCUCAUCUUUCCAGGUCGACGCCGGCAUCGGAAACCCGUAACGUUGAUCCGGGUUUCAAUCCUUUUCGCCCUGUCCCACUCCCCGGUGUGGGCAGUUCGAUUUCAGGGGAAUUUAACUUUGGGAGGGUUGAUGAUGCGGCAUUUGUGUUUGGGGCGAAUCGGAGAGAUUCGAGCUCAAAUUUGAAUUAUGGGAUGGGAAAUUCUAUUGGAGAUGUAGUUCUUGAUGACUUGAGGAAAUUGAAAAUUGCUGGUGAAAAGGAAUAUGGAAGUAGCAGUAAUCCUGUAUUUAAUUCCCACAUAAGCGGUAUUGAUGAAAGUAUGGUUUCAAAACUCCCAUAUGAGAUGAGGAAGUUGAACAUUGAAGGUUCAGGGACUAUUGAAAGUUCUAGCAAUGCUAAGGGUGUUGAUUCCAUCUCCAAUCCGAAGAAUAAGACUCACUUUAGCUUUGCAGGUGGGAAUGUAGUAUCAGAACUCCCAAAUGAAUUGAAGAAAAUGUACAUUAAAGACUCUGGGGAGUUUGAUGGAGGUGGUCUUAUUUAUAAUGCUGACAAUAUGGAAGGGUUUGCAUUUGGAGGAACUGCUGUUGAUUCUUUGGGCGAAAGCUCAGAGUUUACACUUCCCUCUAAGAUGAAGAAUUUGAACAUUGAGGACUCUUAUAAUACUGGCAUUGGUGAGGAGAAACAUGUUAAUGUUAAUUCCAACGAUAAGGGCAGCUUUGCUUUUGGAACCAGUAUAAGCAAUUGUGGUAGUUUGGGUGGAAGAACUGAAAAUAUGAUUUCAGAUGAAAUAGGGAAGUUGAAAAUUGGAAGCAGGGGGGAAGAAGCAUCUUUUGGCUUAAAUCAGAAAUUAGAAUUCACUGCAAAGAGGGACACUAGGCCAAAGAAAAAGAAAGGGAAGUUAAGGAAACCCGUCCCAUCUCAACUGUGGUUUGGGCAAGAUUUUAAUUCAAGGGAAAACAGUUCACAAGAAAUUCCAGAGUCUUCCGAGACAUAUUCACCUAUGGAUGUCUCACCAUAUCUGGAAGUAUUAGCUGAUAAUAAAUAUUCAAGAGAAAAUUCUGUGACAUCAGAGGAGUCCUUCCAUCUUGACGAAAACUAUGUUUCAGGUGAUACACUUCCAACUGUUUCACAUGACACAACAGAUGCAGAUUUGAUUGAUGCAACACAGCGCUUGGAUAUUAGUGAAGCUGAUGCAAAAUACACAGAAACGAAAAGGCAAGACUCUGAGUAUAAUUUUAAUAGGGAUGGUUGUGCUGAAGGACAUACAGAAGAAUCUGUUUCUGAGGCAGAGACUGAAAGCUUUAAGUCUGCAACUGAACACUUAGACUGUAUAUCUGAUACCUCUGCAGAAACUGAGAUGAGUUCCAGUCCGAAUAUUAGGAGGCAAUUUUGUUUUUCUUCAAGUUCAGAGGACACUGGCAGGAUCAACUUCAGCUUUGCUGCGUCUUCAUCUGCUCAAGGUCAAUUAUCAACAGCAACACGCCAGCACAAGAAGAAAAAUCGGAUUAAAGUUGCUCAUGAUUCAUAUAAUUCUCCAAACACAAAAAGUACAUACCCAUCAUCCUCUAUGCAGUUCAUUCCACAUUCUAGAACUUCUUUGCUUUUGUCCCCUAGGAAGGGUCAAGAGGAUGAUGCAUCCACUAUAUUAGGCAGAGGCCGGAACAAGUCUAAUGCAAUUAAAGAACUUGAGAUCAAUCCAGAAGCUAUCUUGACUCCUGCUGCAAGUGUGGCAGCUCAAGAAGCCUGUGAAAAGUGGCGACUAAGGGGAAACCAAGCAUAUGCAAAUGGGGAUCUGUCCAGAGCUGAAGAUUACUACACACAAGGGGUGAAGUGUGUUUCUCAAAGUGAGACAUCCAGAGGCUGUCUUAGGGCUUUGAUGCUGUGCUAUAGCAACCGUGCAGCAACAAGGAUGUCUCUUGGGAGAAUAAGAGCAGCACUAGGGGACUGUAUGAUGGCUGCUGCAAUAGAUCCCAACUUUCUCAAGGUGCAAGUAAGGGCUGCCAAUUGUUACCUUGCGCUUGGUGAAUUUGAAGAUGCAUCUCUACAUUUCAAGAAAUGCUUGCAGUCAGGUAGCGACAUCAGUGUGGACCAAAAGCUAUUAGUAGAAGCUUCUGAGGGCCUACUGAAGGCACAGAAAGUGUCUGAGUGCAUGAGUCGAUCUGCUGAUCUUUUGAAACGAAGAACAUCCACUGAUGCAGAAAAUGCUUUGGAAAUAAUUGCUGAGGCUUUAAUAAUAAGCUCUCACUCAGAAAAACUACAGGAGAUGAAAGCAGUGGUUCUUCUCAUGCUGGGAAAAUAUGAAGAGGUUAUUCAGUUGUGCGAGCAGACGCUUCGUUCUGUUGAGAUAGACUCUCCUGCAUCAGGUGCUGAUGGCCACUUGGCACAUCUGGAUGGUUCAGACUCCCAAGAAAACUCUUCCUUCAGGCUUUGGCGGUGGCGCCUGAUUGUCAAGUCUUAUUUUCAUUUAGGGAGGCUUGAGGAUGCUCUUGCUUUUCUGGAGAAGCAAGUGGAAUUAGAGCCUGUCUUGAAAAAGUUUGGAAGCAAGUCUCUUGAAGCAGCAAUUCCAUUAGUUGGCACCAUACGUGAGCUAUUACACCAUAAGGCUGCAGGGAAUGAGGCAUUUCAAUCAGGAAGGCAUGCAGAAGCUGUUGAACACUACACUGCUGCUUUAUUAUGUAAUAUCCAGUCACGUCCUUUUGCAGCUAUUUGUUUUUGCAAUCGUGCUGCUGCAUACCAAGCUCUUGGCCAAACCACCGAUGCCAUUGCAGACUGCUGUCUAGCUAUAGCCCUUGAUGGAAAUUAUCUCAAGGCAAUUUCUAGAAGAGCCACUUUAUUUGAGAUGAUUCGAGAUUAUGGACAAGCAGCUAUUGAUCUUCAAAGACUUAUAUCUCUUAUCACAAAGCGAGCAGAGAAGGUGAACCAAUCUGGAGCAUCUGAUAGAAUGACCUGUGUGAAUGACCUAAAACAAGCUCAAUCACGGCUUUCUGUAUUGGAAGAAGAAGUGAAAAAGGAAAUCCCCUUGAAUAUGUAUCUCAUCUUGGGAGUUGAACCAUCUGUUACGGUAUCAGAAAUUAAGAAGGCCUACAAGAAAGCUGCUCUCAGACAUCAUCCUGACAAGGCUGGUCAAUUUUUGGCAAGAAGUGAGAAUGGAGAUGCUGAGCUUUGGAAGGAAGUAGCAGAAGAGGCUCACAAAGAUGCUGACAGGCUUUUCAAAAUGAUUGGAGAGGCCUACGCAGUACUCUCAGACCCUACCAAGCGGUCACGUUAUGACCUUGAAGAAGAAAUAAGGAAUAAUGCCCAGAAGAGAGGUAGUGGAAGCAGCAUGUCAAGAACACAUACAGAUGUCCAGAAUUAUCCAUUUGAGAGAAGCGGCAACAGGCGGCAAUGGCAAGAAGUAUGGAGAUCGUAUGGGAACUCAUAGUUUGGAGGGUCAGAAACAACUUGAUUAAACAUGUAUUCAAGCAGACUGUUUGUGAAGUUGAUUAUUGAAAUCUUGAGAUUUCAAAUGAAGCUCAAAAUAGGAAGGCCUACUGUGAUGCUUCCCUAAGCAAAAGGAAAUUGCACGGUAUGCUGCAUUCACUCUGUAGUUUCAGCAUGAAGCUCCAGCAUCGGCGCAAUCACUCCAGCCACUAUCGUAGAAAGAGUGGCGUAUGUGCAUAUGUAGGUUCCAUGGAUGAAGCUUGGAGAGGAAUUUAGUAAUCUUAACGAUUGCAAUGGUUUUGGGCGAGAAAUUAAAAUAUUGUUUUAUCUUAUAAUAGGUUAGUAGUUUGUGAGGAAGUUAAGUAAAGAAAUUUGAUAUUCUUGAGGACUUGAAACAAAAGAAAAAAAAAAAAAUUACUCUAUUUAAUGUUCAGAAAAGCUUAGAGAGAGAGAGAGAGAGAGAGAGAGAGAGAGAUGUGUACUGACAAUGUCUACAGAUGUGAUGAAAGAUAUGGAUGCAAACCAAGAAUGAUAUAUGGCCCCGGCAGUUUACGAGUGUUGGCUGGGACAAUGCUGACUGAUGAUACAAAAAGAAGUAGCAGUGGGUUUCUUGGAGGACAGGUAGGACUCCGUCAAAUCGUGUGUUGUAUCUCUUUGUUUUGCUGUAAGUUUGGCACAUAAGAGUUUUUACUGUACAGAACACUGUUUGUUGUGUUAAUAUGGAAGUGUAGGCGUUCAAUUUCACAUAAAUUUCAAAGUUCGACAGUAAGCUCUCUUUGUUCUCAAGUUAUUUGCCCUUAUUAUGAUUUGUAUUCAUUUAGGCAGCAUCUUGAUGCUGUUAACUUUUCCAUUGACAUUGGUGAGUUUUUUUUAUUACAAUUCUAGCGUCCAUUGGUUUGUUUUUCCUUCCAA
Molecule: messenger RNA, 4886 nt
Organism: Cornus florida
Lineage: Eukaryota; Viridiplantae; Streptophyta; Magnoliopsida; Cornales; Cornaceae
Exons: 11
Coding region: 226-3975 (1249 amino acids)
Molecular function (GO): protein binding
Source: RefSeq, a predicted model, not a curated record